This is a messenger RNA of Talaromyces atroroseus, 486 nucleotides long. RefSeq lists its product as hypothetical. The record is from RefSeq and is a predicted model, not a curated record. The transcript is spliced from 3 exons. Bases 1 to 486 code for a protein of 161 amino acids. NCBI's taxonomy places the organism in Eukaryota, Fungi, Ascomycota, Eurotiomycetes, Eurotiales, Trichocomaceae.
AUGGACAAGAUUAGAGAGAGAAUGAACGCCCUCCGCGUCGAGGCGGACGAGGCUCAAUCGCAGGUCGAGGAGCUGAAGGCUAAGAUCAAGGCUUUGGAACAGGAGAACUUGGCCAAAGAGCAAGAGAUCACCUCGCUCACGCAUCGCAACCAACUCCUCGAGGCAGAGGUCGAAAAAGUCGAGGGUAACAUCAAAGAGUACAAAGACAAGGCCGAUGUCAGCGCCCAGCACGAUACUCAGAACGAAGCCCUCCAGAGGCGUCUCCAGCUGCUUGAAGAGGAGGCCGAAGAAGCUGAUAAGAAUCUGCGUGAGACUAACGAGAAGCUUCGCCAGACCGACGUCAAGGCCGGCCACUACGAGCGAAAGGUGCAAGCUCUGGAGGCCUCCAACAGUCAGUGGGAAACCAAAUACGAGGAGAUGGCCAAGAAAUACGCCGAUUUGCAGAAGGACUUGCAUGAGUUGGAGGUUUCUAUCAGCAAUGUUUAA